Molecule: messenger RNA, 597 nt
Organism: Phytophthora megakarya
Lineage: Eukaryota; Oomycota; Peronosporomycetes; Peronosporales; Peronosporaceae
Source: the annotation of a GenBank genome assembly
AUGCGUGUAUUACCACGACGGCAGUCAUAUCUACGCCGAAGAUGUCGACGGAUAACUCGCGUAACGACGGAAGAUGUGAGGAUCGAGGACAUCCAAUUGUGUGGAUCCGACAAUCAGACGCCAGAAGAGAUCGACCGUUUUCGCCAGCGGAUCUGGAAGUUCCGACAUCUCCUGAUUGGCAAAGGAAAUGCGCCCCCACUGGCAGCCCGAGGGGUUGUGUGCGAUAUUGAUAUAGGAGUAGCUCGGCCGAUCGCGCUCAAGUGUCGUAAGCUGCGGAUUCAGUUCGGAGAGAAAUUGGCAGAGUUGAUCAAGAGUCUCCUGUCAGCGAAGAAUAUCAACCACUCAAGAUCUCCAUGGGCAUCGCCGAUCGUUGUGAUCAUCGAGAAGAAUGAUGUAGAUAUACAAUUGUGCAUUGAUUAUCGUCUGACACAGCUGAUGGUUUAUCCGAUUCCGCUGAUCAACGAUCUACUGGAGGAUCUUGAGUCUACAUCAUGGUUUUGUUCACUGGAUAUGUCGAGUGGAUUUUGGGUGGUGAAGAUGACGGAUAGGGCCCGCCUGAUUUCAACCAUUAUCACCCCAUUUGGACUUUCCGAGUAG